This is a messenger RNA of Pocillopora damicornis (cauliflower coral), 4803 nucleotides long. Its product is annotated as protein SFI1 homolog. The record is from RefSeq and is a predicted model, not a curated record. Gene Ontology annotation, molecular function: phosphatase binding. NCBI's taxonomy places the organism in Eukaryota, Metazoa, Cnidaria, Anthozoa, Scleractinia, Pocilloporidae.
CGUGGCGGGCAGAUCGAAUUGAACUACUACGGAGCAAAAUGCAAGAAGACAGCCCAGGUAGCAGGGGAAAACGCACAAGAAAUGAACGUUACAGUACACCGACAAAGCCAAAGCAGUUGUCUGUGAAAGCUGCUCGGCAAAAGGCAAAGGAAUUUGCCACAAAAGAUGACAAGUCUACUCGUGUGUUGGCAAAGCAAGCCAUAUUGAAAGAACUCAGUACUCAACUUGUUGUCAGAGCUCACGGUGUUGUUCCAAAAAAUCGAAGUGAGGAAGAACACACUAAGGAUCAUCCAGUGCAUUUGACAUUAAGCGAUACAAAGAAAGAGGAACUGAAACCAGUUAAAUCAACGUCCAAGAUUCCAAGAAGAGUGGAUGAAACUUAUACCAGUAUACGAAACAAAAGACAGGCAAAAUCUGUCACACAACCUAAAAGGAAGAUUCCUAAAAAAGAAGCAGGUUUUGUUGAUAAAAGAGACAACCAACAUGAAGAAAGAAGGAAUAGGUUUUUAGCUAAGAAGUAUCUAUUGAUCUGGGAAAAGAAGACAUAUGGAAGAUUAACUCCAGCUACAGCAAGAGCCCAUUAUGAAAGAAAGCUUAAGCAACAUACACUGCAGGUAUGGCAGGAUAUUUGGUGGACAGGGAGAAAAGGGUGGAAGCUUAAUGUCAGAGCUGAUUAUCACAAUAGAUAUAGACUUUGGCAAAAGUCUUGGAAAGCAUGGAGACAGUACAUUAUUUAUUGCAAAACAAAAGCAGCAAAGGAUAAGUUGGCUCAUCACAGGGCACAUCAUUUGUUACUUGUAAAAUGUUGGUCUGGCUGGAAGGGAUACAUUAAAAUCAGAAGAGGGAAAAGACAACAGAAUAACAGAGCAAUGGAUCUGGCUGAUAAGCACCUUAAAAAGCACGUAUGGGAACAUUGGCUGUCACAGUUAGCUUUCAGGGAAAAGUUACAGCACAUGAACAAUGAGGCCCUUCAGUUCUGGGCAGCUUGUCUUAUGUCUAAGGCCUGGAGGAUAUGGACCACUUUGCAUUUUACAAGAAUUGAAGAGAGGAACAGGAUGAGAAUGGCUUCACAAUACUCUGACAGAAUAUUACUACUUAAAGUAUGGAGAGGAAUGAAAAACUACAGAGCUGUCAGAAAAUUGAAACAGUUGCGGGAAGAUGCUGCAGGGAGACACUUUUCCUUCAUAUUACUGAAAAAGUCAUUUCAAACAUGGGUGGCUAGAUGGCAGAGACAAGUAGAGCUUGCUCAGUUUGAGGACUUGAUUACCUACAAGGGUAAUGUGGCUGUAGCCAGGAGAGUAUUAGUUCAUUGGAAACACUACAUUUAUCUGAGGAAGGAUAUGUACAAAAAUGAAGAUGUUGCUGCCAACUAUUAUGAAAAACAUUUGCUGACAAUCUGCUUCAAUGCUCUUCAUUUGCAAUCAAUACAGAGAAGACUAAAAGAAAUGCGAGUGAAGAUGGCUAAUGAUCUGCACAAGAGACUUCAACUUCAAAGGGUGUGGAGCAUUUGGCUAAAGCGAUGUGAGCAUUCUGAGGAGCUGAAGCUUCAUGCAGUGUCCAAGAGAGCAAGAGCACAUUACAAUCUUCAGCUGAAGAGGAAACUCUUUGUUGUUUGGGUGAGAUACUGUCAAUGGAGACGAUUCCGAAAAUCUCAGUAUGCAAAAGCUGAUUAUCAUUUCCGCGAAAAAGCAUUGCCCAGGUAUUUUUGCCAAAUGAUGAUUUUUGUUGAUCUCAUGCAUUCUCAGAAAGAAACUAUCCUUGCUUCCAAGAAGUUCAGACGUGAAGCACUUUUGGCCAAGUCAUUUUACUUGUGGUGGAGGAAAUACCAGCUUAAGAUGGACAUCAGAAUGAUGGAAAGGAUGGCCAUUCUUCAUAAUGAUGAAGUCGUAAAGAGGCAUUGUCUUCGUUUGUGGAUUCAACGAGCACGGAAAGUGUUACGUGAAAGAAGGCUUGAGGUUGUUGCCGAUGAUCAUUACCAUCAGAGAUUGUUACUGAUGUUAAUAAGACGAUGGAGAGAGUUCAACCAAGAAAUGAAAGCAAGUCGUUCAUUGCAGCAUUUAUCAGUAAGGCAUUACUACAUCAAUCUGUUAAAAAGGACUUGGACUGCAUGGAACCGGUUUGUUUAUUUCAGACAGGUGAAAUGGCGAAAACAGACUCGUGCUUGCCUUCAUUAUCAACGGCGUCUUCUUUCACAAGUAGUCGGUGCUUGGAAGGAUCAUUACCAACAUGUAAAGGCUGUUCAAACACACUGUGAAGAGAGACUUCAAAGCCGCAAUAUGGAUCGACUGAGAUCAGCAUUUGAAACGUGGAAGAAAAACAGUACAGUAGAGAAAGAGCAGAAAAGGAAUAAAAUUAUUGGUGACAGAUUUUUUGCAAAAGCAAUACUUUUCAAGUGUUUUUCAUCUUGGAGAGAAUUUGCAGCUCAACGAGCAGUUAGGAAAUGGCAACAGUGGGAACGUGUUAGAGAAAUUCAGCAGAAACUUGAUAAAGGUAAAUUGUACCGCUCAUUCCGCGCAUGGAAGUCAUUUAAACGGAAGUCGGUACAUGACAAAACUCUGAGAAACAGGGCUUUCGACCACUAUGAGAAGGCACUGCUCAAGAAAGCCAUGUUCUCUUGGAAAGGCUACAUACACCUGUGUUUUAGGACCAAGAUUCUGCAAAGGCAGAGUAUGUGGCUUCACAAUCGAAGAAUUACUGUCGCAUUCUUCAGGAAAUGGCAGAAACAGCAUGGCGCUGUAGUUUACGAAAAGAGACAGACAGUACUGGCUUUGUGGCAUUGGAGUGUUACACUGCAAAGAAAGGCAUUUUACGCCCUUUUGGAGUACGCAAUCUCACGCAAGAAGAAAGCAGUUCGAAUCACCCGAGCUUUGGAAGAACGAAGACACAGGCUUUUGCGAGCAGGUGUCAAACAGUGGAUGAAGGUUGGGUUUCACUUGGCAUCAGAGAGGUCAAGGUUAGCUCAAGAAAGACAGCUGGAGGUUGCUCAUUCCUUACACCAGUGUGUGCAUCGCUGUGCAAUUCACUGGAGAAGAGUAACGGCCAAUAGAGUUCGACAAAGAGGAGGGAAACCGAGGCCCAGACGAGUGAUGAGUCCAAAACUUGAUGGGCCAGAUACCACGUCACUGAAGAGUUCGCACGCAGCACACUCGAUUCAGCCCUCCACAUACAGCUGGCAAGUUGAAAGGAUUGCCUCAGAAACCUUUAAGGAGCGCCCCAGGCCAAGAAAACCCGAUUACUUAAGAGAGUCUUUUGACGUCGCCGAAAUAUCUAUGUCGACGAACCUAUUCCCACGCAUGUCGUCCGUGCGUGUCACUGCUAGAGAGGAGGAUGACGAAGCAAAACCUCGGACCUCUCCCCCCCGACCUACUUCUCAAAUGAGAACAAUUAUUCAUCCCUGCGAGAGGAAAGCAGGGGAAGAAUCUUUCGUGUUUCCCUCGUCUUCAGGGGAAGAAUCUUUCUACGGCAGAGAAGGAUCAAAAAGAGUACGAACAGAUGAACGCGACUCAUCAAAAGCUGUGGUCCAUUCCAAAGUACAGCCUGAGCCAGCAUCAAAACCCGCUCAAAUGCCAGCUUCCGUUGCACCCCCUAUCCACACGAGACCAACAGGAGGAGCUGAACGAAGAGCUGUGUUGUUACCUCCCUCAUCCUUCACUCUGCCCACUCGUACAAAAUGUAGUCCGCUGCAACCCACUGUGUCAGACGCAGCGGAGGUGCAGGCUUCUUCGUCAACACAUCCAGGUUCAUCUCCCCGCACUUCCAUCGACAGCGAAAAAGAGGUGGUGUCUAGGUCUUCAACAACUUCGUCGCCGAGUAAAAACUCUGAAGAGGAAAACAAUGAAAAUUCUGCUGGAGAAGUUGGCGAGGAAGAAGACACCAACGAAGGAGAGUGGGAUAUGAAAGCUGAACGUGACAGGUUAAAGCUGGAUGCAACAGAAGGAGCGCCGAAGAGCGGCUUUUUCUGUGCGCUAAAAAAGGAAGGGAAUCUCCAGGAACGUGUUACCCACAUGAAAAAUGUUCUUCAAGAGUUUCACGACAUGAAAGUUGCCUAUAGUCACAAAAAGAAACAGCGCGAUCAGCUGUCCGUGUGGGUUGAGGAACAGAUACAGGACCUGGGACCGAAUCACCAGGAUGAGGAGCUAUUACAAACACAACAGUGCUUGCACGAGUUGAUUGAGGAAGUAAACAAAAUUGCUGAAAAAAUAAAACGGACGCGACCCUUGGUUGAACAAGUGGCGUUGAAUAUUAGAGAACUGAUACAGCAAACAGGACGCGGGGGACUGGGCUAGCUGGUUUAUCCACUACUACUCAGGCAUGUCAGCAUGGUCCUGUCUGCCAAAGGUGAACGUGUUCUUUGCCAUUUCUUACUUACAAAGGGACAUACAAGGAAUGUGGCUAAAGAGGAAUGAAUAUGGGACAGACUGUAAGAGCAAAUAGCAAAUGUUGAAUGCCUGGAGCAGAAAAAGUAAAACCAAAAGCAGCUUGUGUAACGUGCCACGUCUGCCUAAGGUAGACUGAGCAAGAGACAUUGUUGCAACUGUUGACAUUAGUGAAAGAUAAAAGCCGGUUCCACUUCCAGAAUACACCGCAAUAAGUUACAAGUGAACAAGAAAAUUAGACGUUCUCAGUUGUUCAAAAUUCGAAUUAGGUUUGGAUAAUACCAACUUAUCAAUUGAAAUCUUCAUGGAAGUCUUUCUUUUACGAUUACCUGUGCUUGUCCAUGAGCUAAAGAUUUUGAAAUAUAGAUUGUGCACUGUUACACUAACAAUGCAUCUUCCUAAGAAAAUAAACACCACUAUUCCUUUG